Penicillium alfredii is the source of this 669-nucleotide messenger RNA. RefSeq lists its product as uncharacterized. NCBI's taxonomy places the organism in Eukaryota, Fungi, Ascomycota, Eurotiomycetes, Eurotiales, Aspergillaceae. The record is from RefSeq and is a predicted model, not a curated record. Bases 1 to 669 code for a protein of 222 amino acids. The transcript is spliced from 2 exons.
AUGGGGCAUGGUCACUUUUUCAAGGAUCAGGUCUUUGGGAAUGACGCGCGAUCGACGAUCGACCUCAUCUGGGCAUCCGCCGAACUCGCUGAUCGCGGCCUUUGCUCUUCCGCGCAGCGACAGUGGCUAUACGCCGCAGAUUAUGUGCCAGAGCUGACAGAACUUGACCUCGGCUGGAGCUCGCCUCCGGCGCGUGAAACCCACAACAAAGACAGGCAAAAACGAUACUGGCAGCUGUGCCACCUACUUGGCCGCGAGAGGAGGAAGAUGGCGAGGCAGGAAUGGAGAGAGACCCGUGGACGGGAGGGGAGGGUCGAAGCAGCGACCAACGUCAUCAACAACUUCUGGGGCCUCUCGAAGGCCGCCCGAAAACAAGAACUGCAUUCUAUAUUCGCCCCCACGCUUGUCUGGGCAAAAGGCAGCGAGCAUGCGACGGCAAAAGAGAAAUCUACAACACGCCCCCUUUCCCCCAUUCUCAUGCUUCGACGGAAAUAUAUUUAUCCAAACCCGGUCGACAUGCUUCCAUCGAUCUCGCCGCCAAAAUUCGUCGCAGCGAUCAAGACAACUGCUUUCUUCUCCGCCCCUAGUGCGACAGACACCCUGAAUGCAGCGCUCGAGCGAGCGAUUCAGCUGCUGCCUACAGUUCUCUCAUUUGUCAACGAUUCUUGA